Messenger RNA from Zingiber officinale, 1968 nucleotides. RefSeq names its product putative clathrin assembly protein At4g02650. Gene Ontology annotation, biological process: vesicle budding from membrane; clathrin-dependent endocytosis; clathrin coat assembly. Gene Ontology annotation, cellular component: clathrin-coated pit; clathrin-coated vesicle. The record is from RefSeq and is a predicted model, not a curated record. Lineage: Eukaryota; Viridiplantae; Streptophyta; Magnoliopsida; Zingiberales; Zingiberaceae. The coding region runs from base 113 to 1894 and encodes 593 amino acids. Gene Ontology annotation, molecular function: clathrin heavy chain binding; phosphatidylinositol-4,5-bisphosphate binding; SNARE binding. The transcript has 2 exons.
UCUCUCUUCUCCUUGUCUUCAAUCUCUAGAUCUCCCUUACUAAUUAUCGAAUUUCGUCAUUUCCUACCUUAAUUUUGUAUCGACUUGUGCGAACAGAUCACUAGAUCAGGCCAUGGCGCCGAGCACGAUCAAAAAGGCGCUGGGAGCUGUGAAGGAUCGCACGAGCAUCGGGCUGGCGCGGGUGAGCCACAGCGCGAAGCUGUCGGAUUUGGACGUGGCCAUUGUGAAGGCGACGCGGCACGAUGAGCAUCCCGCCGCCGACAAGUACCUGCGGGAGAUCCUGAACCUCACGUGCUACUCGCGGGCCUAUGUCGGCGCCUGCGUCGCCUCGCUGUCGCGGCGGCUCGGCCGGACGAAGAGCUGGGCGGUCGCGCUCAAGACUCUGGUCCUCGUCCACCGCCUCCUCGCGGAGGGCGACCCCGCCUACGAGAGGGAGAUCUUUUUGGCCACCCACCGCGGCACCCGCAUGCUCAACGUGUCGGACUUCCGGGACACCUCCAAGUCCGAGUCGUGGGACUUCUCCGCCUUCGUCCGCACCUACGCGCUCUACCUCGACGAGCGGCUUGAUUACCGGGUGCAGGGCCUACGCAAGCGCCGCGGAAGCAGGACCAGCUUCGACUUGGAGGAGGUCGAGGAGGAGGAGGCCGUGGAGGAGGCGGCGGCGGCGGCGGACUCCUCCAAGACCACACCGGCCCGGGAGAUGAAGACCGAGAAACUCUUUGUGCGAACGCAGCAUCUGCAGCAGCUCUUGGAGCGAUUCCUCGCUUGCCGCCCUACCGGUGCAGCGAAGCGCCACCGGCUGGUGGUGGCGGCGCUAUUCCCGCUGGUGAAGGAUAGCUUCCAAAUCUACUGUGACCUCGCCGACAUCGUCAACAUCUUCGUCGACCGUUUCAUGGAUCUGGAAGUCCCCACUUGUGUGCACGUCCACGACCUCUUUUCCCGGCUCGCGAGGCAGUUCGACGAGCUCGACUGCUUCUACGGGUGGGCCAAGUCCGUCGGCAUCUGCCGCUCGUCAGAGUACCCCGAUAUCGAGCACAUCACGGCGAAGAAGCUGGAAGUGAUGAACGAGUUCAUCAGCGAUAAAUCCGCCCUCCGUCAGCGCCUCCAUGAGGCCGCGGCCGAACGCGCCGCGCUCCCUCAGGCGGAGGAACCGAAACCGGCCGAGAACGAAGACAUGAACCAAAUCAAGGCUUUGCCCGCGCCGGAAGACUUCUCCGAAGAAGAACCUGCGACAGAUGCGAUGGCCGUCGUCGAGAAUGUAACGACAUUUACAUUAGAAGAAAAGGAAGCGGAUCUGUUGAACUUGAACGACGACCACGCGAUGACCGUCGAAGAGCAUGGGGACAAGCUCGCGCUGGCGCUGUUCGACGGGAGCCCGGCGGCGGCGGCGGCGCCUAAAUGGGAAGCGUUCUCGAUCGGCGAGGACGCCGACUGGGAGUCGGCGCUGGUGACGACGGCGACCAACAACCUGUCCGGGCAGAGGUCGUCGCUGGGCGGCGGACUCGACAUGAUGUUGCUCGACGGCCUCUACGCCACGGGGCAGGGACACUAUGCGGCGGCGAUUAAUCACAGUAGCAAGAGCGCGAGCAGCGUGGCCACUACGCGAGCACCAAUGCCGGCGCUGCCGGCCCCUCCGGCGUCAGGCGCACCAGCGGACCCGUUCGCGGCGUCGUUGGCGGUGCCGCCGCCGGCGUACGUGCAGAUGAGGGAAAUGGAGGUGAAACAGCGGUGGCUGACUGAGGAGCAGCGAGUGUGGCAGCGGUACGCGAGCGAGGGGAUGCAGGGGCAGGCUGCGUGGUCCAGACAGUUCGUUGCUUAUCAUGCUCCAGCUGGUUCAUAUCAAUACCAGCAAAACCAGUACCAGUUUAAUGGCGGAUACGGCCGAAUGGCUUGAGAGAAACGCGCAUGCAUCGAACAUCCAUCCGUAACCAUGGUGUAAAUUCAACUGCUCGAUCAAGAACAUGACAA